Etheostoma spectabile (orangethroat darter) is the source of this 2182-nucleotide messenger RNA. It is a transcript of the gene sdc3, whose product is annotated as syndecan 3. The record is from RefSeq and is a predicted model, not a curated record. The coding region runs from base 499 to 1914 and encodes 471 amino acids. The transcript is spliced from 6 exons. Gene Ontology annotation, cellular component: membrane; cell surface. NCBI's taxonomy places the organism in Eukaryota, Metazoa, Chordata, Actinopteri, Perciformes, Percidae. Gene Ontology annotation, biological process: cell migration.
UUAUCUAUGCUCCCAGGCCAAGCAGCGUCACCAUACGGAACAUCCUGCCCUCAACGGAGAGGGGGAGGAGAGAGAGAGAGCCUGUGUGUGUGCACAGAGAGAGAGAGGGGUAGAGAGAGUCUGUCUGUGUAUUAAGCAAGAGAAAGAGACCUCCCGGUAGUAAAUCUAUCAGGUUUCGAGCACAAAAACUCGGAGAGACAGACAGAGAAGAGGGAGUAGAGGAAGAAGAGGACUCGAAGAAAUCGCAUUGCUUAAACCUACGGGUUAGGCUACCUGGAGCAGCAGCAGCAGCAGCAGCAGCACGUGAAGCCUUGGAUUAAAAAGACCGACUAGAAAGACGGAUGGUCGCGCGGACGGGCUGCGCGCUCUGACGUUGGACAGACUGAGACUACCGAGACACCGACUGCAAGCAGCAGUAGCUUUUGUUCCCCCCCCAUCUCCCCGACCCGUGAAGGCAGCGGCGGCGGCACCGGGAGGCUGUGCCCGCGCACCCCGAUUAUGAAGCUGCCUUGGCUACUGGCGCUCACAGCGCUGCUCGCUCAUACCGCCACGGGACAGACGUGGUCGCCGUCUAUCGAUGACGAAGGCUCGGCGAGAGACGAGUUCUACGACGAUGAGGACCUUUACUCAGGCUCCGGCUCUGGCUUUCCUGAGCUCAGUAUAAGUCCGACAUCUGUGGGUGUGUCCUUGACCACAGAAGAGCCCCUCCUCCUCUCCACCACCCAAGCCACCGGCCCCGCCCCCUCCGCCUCACCUGCAGUUGAGCCGAGCCCCAACCCGGAGGACCCCACUGGCCCCCCGCUGCCCACCGAGGCCGAUGGAGAAAGUGGUGUGUUCUGGGAUAGAGAGAGAGAGCAUGAGAAGGAGAAAGAGUUAGAGAGGGAAAGAGAGAAUGAGCAAGAGAGGCUGAGGGAACUGGAGAAGGAGAGGGAGAAACAGUUGGAGAGGGAGAGAGAGAGGGAAAGAGAGAGGGAGCGGGUCCGAGAGAUGGAGAGAGAGAGGGAAAAGGAGAGAGAACGUGAGAGAGAGAGGGAACGUGAGAGAGAGCGAGAGAAAGAGAGAGAGAGGCAGAGAGAGCGUGAGCUUGAAAGAGAGAGAGAGCUUGAGCGAAUCAAGGCCACCUCGCAGACCACCGCCGUCCCACGAUCCCCUGUUGCCAUUACCGUGGUGACCACCAACCAGGCAACCAGCCCUGCAGAAAGUACAGCGCCCUCUGCCGGUUGGGAUGACCUGAGCACCACAGAAGAAGAAGAGGAUGUCUACCUGUCACCUGAACCCUCAACGUUUUUCCCAGGCUUCGACAUGGAAACCACCACAGAGGAAGACACAUCCACCACAACAGAGACUACCCCUGAGCCCACGACAGCUGCACCCACCACCGCCGCCGCUACUACUACUGUCAAAACCAGGGUCCCCUUCAGGCCCAGAGUUCCCAUGACAACAGAUACUCUGGCGGUGCCAACAGAGAGAACUAGCCGCCCACAGCAGCCCACAGCUACACAGGAGGGUAACAACGAGGCGGGUGCUGCAGGACCGAGUGGAGAUUUCGAAAUCCGUGAUGAUCGGCGUAAUGAUCUUGGUCGAGGUAUAAUGCCAGUGGAUCCUGAUCUGAUUGGUAACACAGUGGAUGGAGGGAGCUCUGCCGCCCAGCUGCCACAGAAGAACAUCCUGGAGAGAAAAGAGGUCUUAAUAGCUGUUCUGAUUGGUGGACUGCUGGCGGUGGUUUUCGCUGAUUUCCUGGUCAUCGCGGUGAUAGUGGGAGGAGUAGUGGGCGCCUUGUUUGCUGCCUUCCUGGUGAUGUUGCUGGUGUACAGGAUGAAGAAGAAGGACGAGGGCAGCUACACACUAGAGGAACCCAAACAGGCCACCGUCACCUACCAGAAACCAGACAAGCAGGAGGAGUUUUACGCAUAACACAUGUAUGCCAGAGAGACACACCGCACACAGAGGGAGAGAGAACGAGUGAGACAGAGAAGAGAGAAAGAUACUCUAAGCCCCUGUCCUCCUGCUCCUUCUCCUCCUGCUCUUCUUCAUUGCCUCCCCCUGAUCUGCUCGCCUCUCCUUAUCCCUCUCUCCUCUUUUCUCCAAAACACUUGAGAGUGCCUCUCUCUCUCUCUACAGACUUGGAACUUUCUUUUCAAUGAAAACGAAAAAAAGAGACCAAAAAAAAAAAAAAAAAAAA